Molecule: messenger RNA, 684 nt
Organism: Naegleria lovaniensis
Lineage: Eukaryota; Heterolobosea; Eutetramitea; Acrasida; Naegleriidae
Exons: 1
Coding region: 1-684 (227 amino acids)
Source: RefSeq, a predicted model, not a curated record
AUGAGCUCUUACCAAGUCGGAGAUGUUUCCAAGCUCUUCGGAACAGCCAAUGAAGAAGCCUCAUCACUUAUUGUGCAAAAUCAUAAUCAACAGAAAACUGAAGAUGAUGAUUUUAUUUCUAAUUUAAAAAAGAGAGGCAUUGAUAAUGAAGACCAUGAUGAUGAUUCUUCCGAUAAAGAAACUAGAAAAAAACCAAAGAAAAAGUCAAAACCAGUUGAACCAAGAAAGAAAAAAAGAAAGGAAGAGAAGAACAAGGAAGAUUCUGAAGAAUCGGACAAUGAGGACGAACAAACUGAGCAAAAAACCAAAUAUGAUGCAAGAGAAGGUGAAAUAGAGAUAGAGGAUGAGCUCGACAAUGAAGAAAAAGAAGGAGCAGAAGAAAAGGAUGAUGAUAAAUUCAAAACAAAAAGAAAAAGAUUAACCAAUAAGGAAAAGAAAGAAAUACGAAAACAGGAUGAUAAUACUGUAUUUGUUUCUAAUUUUCCAAUUCCUAUGGAAGAUAAGAAUUUGAAAAAGUCGAAACAAUUAGUCACAAAAUUAUUUUCAGUGUACGGUACUAUUGAAAGCGUACGAUUUAGAUCUCUGUGUUAUGAAAAAUCUAAAAUUCCAACAAGAAAAGGUCAUUUGGCUUCUGGUUUGAGAACUAAGGAUUACGGAAAUGUGUAUAUCACUUUGAAGAGAUGA